Messenger RNA from Trichosurus vulpecula (common brushtail), 5340 nucleotides. It is a transcript of the gene ZBTB25, whose product is annotated as zinc finger and BTB domain containing 25. Gene Ontology annotation, cellular component: nucleus. Bases 2 to 1309 code for a protein of 435 amino acids. The transcript is spliced from 2 exons. The record is from RefSeq and is a predicted model, not a curated record. Gene Ontology annotation, biological process: regulation of immune system process; negative regulation of transcription by RNA polymerase II; regulation of cytokine production. Lineage: Eukaryota; Metazoa; Chordata; Mammalia; Diprotodontia; Phalangeridae. Gene Ontology annotation, molecular function: DNA-binding transcription factor activity, RNA polymerase II-specific; protein binding; RNA polymerase II cis-regulatory region sequence-specific DNA binding.
CAUGGAUACUGCUGGCCAUAGCCUUGUCCUCCUGCAACAGUUGAAUAUGCAGAGGGAAUUUGGUUUUCUCUGUGAUUGCACAGUGGCCAUUGGAGAUGUUUACUUCAAAGCUCAUCGAGCUGUCCUUGCUGCUUUUUCUAACUAUUUCAAAAUGAUAUUUAUUCACCAGACCAGUGAAUGCAUAAAAAUACAACCAACUGACAUCCAACCUGAUAUAUUCAGCUAUUUGUUGCACAUUAUGUACACUGGGAAAGGGCCAAAGCAAACUGUGGAUCAUGGCCGUUUGGAAGAAGGGAUUCGAUUUCUUCACGCAGACUACCUUUCUCACAUUGCCACAGAAAUGAACCAAGUAUUUUCUCCAGAGACUGUGCAGUCUUCAAAUUUGUAUGGGAUUCAAAUCUCAACCACACAAAAAGCCACAACCAAGGAAGGGCUAGAGAUGAAAGAAAACCCUUCCAAUAGCAAUGGAAGCAGAAGCGUUGCCCAGGGUGACCACCCGCAGUUACAACUCUCUCUUGCUAUUGGGCUAGAUGAUGGCACUCCGGACCAGCAGAUAUCUCAUGCUUCUUCCCAGUCACUGGAGGAGCUCCAGAAGCCUCCAGUAUCUAUCAAGCAAGAAAGGUGCGACCCUGAAUCUGUCGUCUCUCAGAGCCACCCCUCACCUUCAGAGGUGACGGGCCCAACUUUUACUGAAAGUGGAGUCAAAAUUCACUUGUGCCAUUACUGUGGAGAACGCUUUGAUUCACGGAAUAACUUACGAGAACAUCUCCACACGCACGUGUCUGGGUCCCUUCCUUUUGGUGUCCCAGCCUCCAUCCUAGAAAGUAAUGACCUUGGGGAAGUACAUCCAAUCAGUGAAAGCAGCGAGGCUAUCAGUGAGUGCCACCGGCUCAACACCUUCCUUGUUAAAGAAAAUGAGCCGCAGCCUGACCACUCAAACCGGGGCACCAUCGAACCAUUACAGAUCAGUCAGCUGUCUCUGAUCUCUAAAGACACAGAACCAGUGGAAUUAAACUGUAACUUUUCUUUCUCGAGAAAAAGAAAAAUCAGCUGUACUGUCUGUGGUCAUAAGUUUCUCCGGAAGAGCCAGUUGCUGGAGCACAUGUACACGCACAAAGGUAAACCUUAUAGAUCUAACCGGUGUCGAGGUUUUGGUAAUGCAGUGGCCCACAGAUUUCAGCCAUAUUGUAACAGCUGGUCUGAGGGCCCUUUGAAAAGUUCUAGUUUGUCUCAAGAUCAUUUAGGUUCAUCAUGUACUUUAGGAUCCGAUCUCACGCAAGAAAAUGUGGAUACCAUCCUCGUAGAGUAGCUAUUUUCCCCUUAAAACAGCAACGUUAGUUUUGAAAACAAGGGGAAAAAUUAUAUAAUAAUUUUUUUUUGCAAUUCCAACCUCCCAGCCCCUUUCAGUAUUACUAGAUUGUUCACUCUGUCAUCCAAGAUUUAAAAAGCCAACAGAUUUCAUUUCUGAUGUGGUUAAUUUGAAAUCACCAUUGUCCUUGAUAGCAAUACAACAAUGAAAUGACCGAUUUAAAGACAAACUUUCCGUUAAUUAACUAAAUAAUUCUUUAGAAAUCAACUAAAAUAGUCAAACAGAAUUCAGGAAUUUGUUUAUAGUGGAUCAUUUAAGUUAUUCUAGAGUGUAGAGCUUUAAAAAUCGUCCUGUGGAGUUUGAAGUUAUGUCAUAAAAGGGUAUUCCAGAGCCUCACUAUUGCUUAAUAUCUCAUGUAAAUCACAGCUCUACAAAGAAGAUUCCAUAGUGUUGUCAUUAUAUAGAAAAUAAGUAAUUGUUAAAUAAACAUGCUACACAUACAAUAUCAGAAUUGGGUACUGAAGCAUAUUAGUUAGGAGUAUGGUUUCAAAAUUACUUUUCAAAACUCCCAAUCCUAAAAUAUAAUGACAUGAAUUAUAACGAUUAAAGCGUAAUAAAUGUAGAGCCAUCUUCCCUUUGUCUCAAAAUAGUCAUCCACACAACAAAGAUAAUACUAAUUUUUAAAAAUAGUUUUUCAGUUUACCAUUUAUUUUGUCCUAACAUUAAGGAAUUAAAUUCAGUAUUCCAAGACCAUGUCUAAAACCUAUGGUACUACCUUCCCAUUUGUAAGUUUAAUGUGACUCCUAAUUUCUAAUAGUCUUCCCAAGACUGAGACAAAACUGACAUUGUCAGAGGGGGAUGAUUCAGUUUGCUACUCUGACUAGUCUCGUAGACUUCAGUUAUUAGAAUGCCAAAGGAUAAAGUCUAUAGUUAACUUAUUUUUUCUAUUUUUAAAAUAUGUUAAAAUGCUCAGAAUUCCAAAACAACCAAAGGUUGCUGGUAGUGACUUGUGAUUAAAACUGAAAUAGAAGAAAAUAAUAGAUUUGUUUAAGCUUAUUUAUUGCAUAGUGUUGUUCCCUGAGUGGACCAUGACACUUGCCUACCUUUCAGUAGGGAGUCACUUAAUAAAACUAUUCCAACUAGUACUGACAAAGAUGAUUUUUCAGGGAAAGCAUUUAAGUUUAAGGGAAUAAGCUUUUUCUGAAUUCUAAUUAAAAGAAGGCAAGAGUCUACUGAUUUUUUGGGGGUCAGGGUUGAUACAUAGGGAACCACAGCUGAAUGUCUCUUUCUGGAGAGUUGUGGUGGGAUUGCUCUUUGGGGGAUGAAACAAAGUAAAUUAAUCUUUAACUUUAUUCUUUCAUUCCAGUCUGGCCUCAGGCCACAACUGGCCACAUUUGGUCACAAGUGUAUUCAUAAUUUAUUUGCAAAUAAUUCAUACUUUAAAUUCAAAUGUUUAUGCUUCCCUUUAAGAAUGCAGUUUUCCUGUUUUUUCCCUUUAAUUCUUCCCCCUAUCGUUGGUAUAGGUCACUGAAUAGGAAGUAGAUAGUUAAACAGUGGGCAUUAGGUAGAUUAGUCUUAUGUGUUGUUGGGCAUAGGGCCAGGGGCCCCCAAGCAAUCUCAGAUUGAAGAACAUUGAUUUAAAGACGUUCAUUCUGAUUUGUUUGGACAGUUUAAAAAAAUAGUGGUUGACUAAAAUGCAAAAUAAGUCUAUAUGUAUGGUCUUUCCUUAAUCCUCAUACUAUCUCUCUGUUUUAGGAAGUGGAAAAGCACUACUAACUCCAUUUUACAGAAAAAACUCUAAAACCUGAAUCCCAGAGGUCAAGUGGUGGUGGUGUGGGGACUGAACCCAACCUUCAUUUGUUCGUUUAUUCAUACAUACAUACAUACAUACAUACAUACAUACAUACAUACAUACAUUCGUUUAGUGAACUUUUGUUAAAGCACCUUCUGUGUGCCUCACACGAUGUUCUAAGUCUGGUGUUAUUAUAAUAGACACAAAGACUGGCAAAAAAAAAAGGGUGUUUUUUUAAAAAAAUCAGUGAAAUAAUUGGGGACUUCAUUUUGUCUUCUUUCACUUAAGGGUGCAAUAUCAACCAAUGGCAUAGGGACGUAGUGCGAAUCAAUUCAGAAAUGAAUUUGGAGUUCUUCAAAAUACAUAGUGCUAUAUAAACUGGGGUUUUUGGCCUAUAAUUCAUCAGCAUAGGAAACUCCACUGAAUUCAGAUCAGUAACUGGUCUGUGACUUACUUAGAACCUUUGAGGGUUGCCCAUGGUCAUAGACAAUAAGUGUCAGAGUCCGGGUUUGAACCUCGGUCUGCCUAAUUCCAAGGCUUUCUGACUAUCCAUUCUGCCACUCUGGUAAUAAGCAUUGCCACAUUAUUAAACAAAUACAAUACACAGAUGUCCUUUAUGAAUCAUCUUUAGAAAUCUCCCCUGUCACUUUCCAGACCUUAAGUAUAGUGGGUUCCUUGUCUUGCAUUUACCAUCUGCUAGCUCACAUGUGACAGCUGUGGACCCAAGCAGAUUCCAGAAAAAUGCUGUAUUUUUCAAAGAUGUUGGUUAUGAUGUAACAAUAUUUUUUAAAAAAUCAGGUAGACUGUGUCUGAUUGUUGUUAUGGAUUGGUCAGUAUUCAGAGAAAGUUAAUUUUGUCUGCCUUACAAGGAUUGAGAACUCCCUGAUUUAUAAUUCUCCAGAUUAUUAUUUCUUGCUCUGAUCUUCUGUUUUCCUGUCCUUAAAAAUUACCAGAGAAAUGCCUACUUCACAGGUAUUGUGAGGAUUAAUUGUGAAACUGUCAAAAUGCUCAAUCUUCCUAGUCCCACAUGCAGGAGACUUGCUGUUGCUUUUCCUCUAUUCUAGCUAAACAUGGAACUUCACUAUUUCAGGCCUUAGAAACAUGGAAAUCCUCUAGCUUGUUAAAAACUUCCCCUUAUGAGGCAUCAAAGUUGAGUGAAUGCCUAAAAUCCAAGUCUUAGGAUAUGAUAUCAUAUGAAUGUGAACUUUAAAUAUGUGCUAGCACCACUAAAAACCAGCUAAUUUCAGCUUCAUACCCUGUGAAAACACAUUGAACAAUAAGGGAAUAGCCCUUUAUUUUCUAGGGAAUACAAACAGAAAAGGGAAAAAAGGAUGAUGAAACAUAGCAGUUCAUGUCCUUUUUUAUCCAUGCUAUUGUAAGUAAGACCUCAAACAAGGUUAAAGGAAUGGGAUGGUACAAUUUCAGUAUAAAAAAGCCUUUUUGCUUAGGCAAGUUCUUGAUGUUGAAACUGAAGACUUGAGUGUCAUUUUUGUAGUAAUUUAGAUGAAAAUACAGGCUGUGUGGAGAGUACAAAAAACCCCACCUAGUUUAGUCUUUGCGUCUUUGUAUGUUUUAAACUGUAAAUGUAGCUAUAUAGUAUUUUCUUACGACCAUUGACUUUAAAAUUCUUCAUACCAAAAUCCAUAAAUGAUUAUUCUGUGAUAUAAAUCUGUGUUGUACAGUUGGACUUUAUGGGGGAAUUGUGAUGAGGUUAUCAACCUUUCUCCCCAACCCACCUCUCCCAAGAUAGAAUCUUUUAGGUACCAGAAAAGUCAAGCCCAUGAUUUUUCAAGUCUAGGAGGAGCCAAUCUAUUGUGCUUUACACGGUAUGUGUCUAUGAUGCACCUUGUACACCUAGGCUGAUGCUCAUCCAACUACAUUUUUUUCCUGUUACUGACUCAUCUCUGUUGUGUGCCUACUGUUUUGUCAGGUAGAUAAAAUAUCAACUGGAGGCAUUUUUAAAAAUAUUUGGAUUGUAAAACUUGCAUAGUUUAAAAAAAUAAAGCCCCCAUAAGAGACCUUUCAAGGGACAGGUAAUACAUAGAACAUAGAGCAGACCAGUGCCAGUAAUAAAUACACUGUAUUAUUGCAUGACAGAGUUAUGCAGUUCAAUUUAUAAUGAAUUUAAAAUGUUUAGAAUACCUGUUCCUUUAAAAAUAAAACUCAUCUUUUGAUUGCAAUGGAAGUGAUUGCAUUUUUGUGUAUUUUAUCAAGAAAAAAUAAAUUUGUGUGACAAUAU